AACUCGCGCAGAUAUUAAAAUGUCUCAACCGGAAUUGAUCAGCGAUCUAGAUGUACCUGAAAAUCCGCAGCAUCCUUGUCAGUGCUCCGCAAUUGGCAAUAUGGACUCUGUGAGAGACAGAACGGAAAGACACGUGGGUAGCACCAGGAUCUCCAAUAAUCAAGACUUUCCACGAAGUCUGGAAACCUUACAGAGCGCUUUCGAGCCGAUACGAAGAUUAGAGAGUCCUCAUCAAGAUAAUUCGCAGCAGAUCAGUCUGGACAAUGCCAUGAAUAUUGAUCUCCUAGAACACCAAGCGAGUAUAUCGCCCAAUUCGAGAUCCAUGAACAAUCAAAACUCGAUGUUAUUACUUCACGGGCAUAAUCUGUCUUGUAGUCCACGUAACUUGGACUUGUCGCGCAAUCUGGCAUUCGAGGCGGCUCGAAGAGUCCAGGAGACCUCAAGCCUGCAGGAGAAUCAACACAGUUUGACCUCGACUCCUAGUCCCUUGUUGGAAGCCGAGUCAAAUCUGCUCGAGACGAGCAGUAAGGAGUUGGAAGACCACGGUGGCUUGUCGCCGCAGAAGCAACACUCUAGCAAGGACAAACUUAAGAACGUUCAACAGGUGCUGAAUCCGUAUCAGCAUCAUCACGAGCCGGCGGUAGAUCGUAGCGUUCACGGACACUUUCACGGUGACAUACACGCUCACAUUCACAAGCACACUGAUAACUUUAGAAGCAACUCAAAUCUCGAUGCCGCUGAAAGCUUGAUGGGCUUUCAGCAACAUCAGCGACAGCACACGCAUCAUCAUCAUGGUAACACGAAGACAAACGUCGCUCAUCAUCACGGAUCCGGUACGCAUCACGCGCACACCCAAGGAAUGAGCGGACAUCAUCACGGAAAUCUAGUGACUAAUCUUACCAGCCAUAUGCAUGGAACAUCUGGUUCACUAAGCGCAUCCGGUUCCAGUUCGAUAAAUCAAACCAGCUCUACCACUCCUACUGGACAUCAUCAUCCAACGUCAAUGCCUAUCACGGCCACGAUAAACCACGUAAAUUCGCCACGCAGUCAUCAUCGACUUGGCGCCGGCCCUAGCUUGACUCAUCAUUCAAAUCCCACCUUUUCCAACGAUCAUCACGGUGUUUCUAGUGCUCUGAGCGGUGCGUCGUCAAAUUCAAGUAUGAUGAACCACGGCGGCUCGCCCACAAUGCAUCGGCACGUGGUCAAUGUCAACAGCAAUCUGUCAACGACACCUCUGGGCGGCCAUCAUCGGGGCAGCUCGUCGGGCAGCCUGACUGGUCAUUCCAGUGUAAAUCAUCAUCACAUCAGCUCCGGUAUAUCGUGCGAAUCGUCGUCAUCGAACGCCAAUACCAGAACUCACAGCAGGCUAGACCACGUUCAUGAUCAUCAUCAUCAUCUGCAAUCGGUGCACCAACUGCACACAAGUCAUUCUGAUACCAGGCCGAGAGAUCGGGCACCUUCGAGCUUAGAUCAUCACGGGCACCUUCAUGGACACAUGCACAAUCACGGGCAUCCACACGCACAGAAUGACACCAAAAAUGCAUCCCUUAUGAGCGUCGAUGCCAUUCAGGUUUCAGCCCCUACGAAGAACAAGUGUCAAUGCCACGUGGUGCAACAACCCGGAGGAAAUAACAGAGGAGAGGGUGAGAGUGAUGCAGGCAUUGAGGUGGCAUCGAGAACGCAUCAACCUCCAGCCCUGCCGCCACGUCCACCACCGAGACCAACGAGACGUUACGAAACAGCUGCUGCCAGUCAAUGUCAUAGCGGCGAAGGUGGCUGCUGCAAGAAGUACGUUGUCCUCUGCUGUCUCUGCGGUGGAUUGAGCGCGGCGGUCGGCAGCCUCUUUUUGGCGGUGCACGCGGUCCUGUCGGCCCACACGGCCAGUCUAGCGCUCUUCGAGACCGUGCCGUCUUACAUUCCUGGCAUUAUGUUGAUCCUCAUGGGCUUUUUCACAAUGCUGUUGGCCAGGCGGAAGCACAGAUACGGACUUCUGAUGAAAGUCUGCGGUUCCGUGGGAGUAGUGUGCGCGUUGGUGUGCGUGCUUGUCACCGUCACAACCACGGUAAUUCACAUGUCGCGAUUGCAGAAUCUUCGCGAAUGCGUUUACACCGCACGCGCAAGAUCGUGCACGUGUUACGGCGCGCCGCAGUCGAAGGGAGACCCCGGCGUACUGUUCGAGGGAACUCCUCACUGCGAGGCGGUACACGGCGCAUUGUCGGACUGCCUGAGGGCCCUCUUCGGCGUCUCGGUGGCCGGUAUACUGGCCUGCAUAUUCUCGUGCAUGCUCGUAUACCAGUUGUUGAGUCACGAGAAGAAGAAGAUGUACUGGGAACAGUUGGAGCUGAGAUGCAGAUCGUUGUACGGUCAGGGCGGCGCCGUGGGGCCACCGGCCGGAUCCUGCGGAUGCUGCAACGAUUGCGGGGGCGCGAGUCCGUGGUGGGCACAGACACCGGGAAACCUGUAUACGCCGAAUCCCGACAUGGCACCUUCCAGAAGAUGGCGAUUACCUUGGUCCAGAUCGAGAGGCCCAGCACCGAGUCCAGAUUCGAAUUAUGGCUUCCACACGCAAGCACGAUCAACAGAAACCAACGUGGAGGGCGGAACCGGACCAUAUAGCGUUCUCAAUUCGCAAUCAAGUGGUCCUUAUUCCGUUUUAAACACUCAGAGUGUUCCAUACACACCGAGCACUGCAUCUUAUAGCGUUUUGGAAACGCCCGUGCCAUUGUGGGGACCGCCACCUCCUUACAGCGAUCCUAACAGUCCUGCUAGAAGACCGCAAAUCUCGACCGAAUCGAGAGCCAGAAUUGCCAAGAGGAUGGAUAACUUUGAGAAUAACGAAGAUCAUAGAUCAAGAUCUGCGAAACGUCCCACCGAUAAUUACGAGAAUGCCGAGGAGAUCUCUAAUAGCACGGAUCCCGAAGGCGGCAAUGAUGGAACCGUCAAAGGUAGGAGAAUUAGAAAACCGCUGAAGGGAGUGGAAAACGGCGCAUUUCAGCAAGAAACGAAUCCCGGUCCGAAACAAUCCGAAAGCGAGCUAUAUUUCGGGGACGUAUCUUCAUGCUGCGGACCCGAGAGUAGUUUUUACGAUCUGGCUGUGGAAAAAGAAGGUGCGGAACGUUCUGAAGGUGCCGACUACCUGGCGACCAGAUUGGGCAAGCGUCAGCUGUCAAAAAGAUCUCGGCUGCCUCUUCCGUUGCCUGCGGACAACGGCGACAUUCCUAUCGACAAUUACGCGAACAGCGACGAGCCAAGGAACGCCAGAGGUCCGUUUCUCGCUCCUGACGCGCAAUACGAAGUAAUUCAGCAAGGCCGUUAUUCCUAUUACGCGUCGAAAGAUGACGAGGAGUUACAGGAGGGUCCAGCGAGUUCCGGUUACUUCCGGGAGGACGAGAACGAGAGAGCGCGAGAAAGGGAUUAUAGAGAUUACAGAAACAGCCAGGAGGAAGAAGCGCCACAGUGUUGUUUAAGCGAUUCGACGACUCCUGACUCUGGUUGGCAAAGUGGCGAGCAGCAGCAAUCAGAUGACAACGUGCGGCCGGUGAACGUGUGAUCUUAGGAACUUGUAAGAUUCUAGCGACGGCAAAAACUAACAAACGACCACUGAUUUCCCACGAGAGGGAGCAAAAAUAAUUAGAUCGUAAUAAUUAGAUCGAAGAAAAUGCGACAAUAGUUUCUGAUCUGUGAAUACGUAAUUUAGAUUGAUCGUAAAUAGGUCUUGUUUUUCUCUGCAAGCAAAGCAGGUGGUUGCAGUUUUGCUUGGAACUUAAUUGCCGGAAUAGAAAUAUUAGAGACGGUAGAGCUUGGCAGAUGAGGCCCUAGUCGGAUAAUGUGUACGAUGGUAGGUUCGCUUUAAAAAAAAUUUAAAAUUAGCUAAGUUGUUAAUGCGCUGAAUUUAUAAUCGAUAGAUUAUAAGCGUGAAACUGAAAGAUCUGAAGAUGGAACGCGUAUCAAUGCAUAUCCAUCGAUUCUUCUUCUCUCGAAACAGACUGUGUUGCUCUAAUGAAACUAGUUUAAGAACGCUUCGUAUCUCUUAAAUACUUUAAGUAGUAUCAUAUGUGACAACGCACGACAUAAUGAGUACUUCUAUGACUUUCUUGCAUAAAUAAUAGUUAUUUAAUAAUUAUUAAUUUUAUCUUUUUAACGGACAUUAUACUCUAUAUCUACGUCAUUAGUAUAAAGUGAUUUCAACGAAUCGUCACCAUGCCGUAGAAAAUAUAUAAUAAAAAUUGAGAGAAAGAGAGAGAGAGAGAGAGACUUCGACAUAAGAUACACAGUGAUAUAAACUGCGAUAACAUCAAAUAUAAAUGCGAAUCUCGGUUUCUAUGACCUCGAGAUUACUGCCAUUAUAAACCGCCAUUAAUUCUUUUCGUAAGAAGCUUGUCGGUUGAAUAUAAGUAUAUACAUAUAUAUUUAAUAAAACUAGACUCACGCGUAAAUACAUAUGAAUAAAAUGAGAUAAAGUGAUGAGAUGAUGAUUAUCGAUAGAAUCAAGCAAUGUGAUUUGAGAUAAACAAUUUAGACACAUAAAAAUUCCUCGUGUUCAACAUUAAAUGUACAGUGAUUGUAAUUAAUGAAGCAGCUUGAUUGUAAAUUACGAUCACCUGUUGGGUAAAAACGUCGUGUUAAAUCUAUAAAAUAUUAAACGCAUAGAAUAAAAUAUUCACAAAUUCUGUGUAUUUUUGCAUAUUAAGCGAAGCUGUUCGUAGUAAUAAAUAAUAGUGUGUAUUUAAGUCUACUCAAGAAAUUA
Molecule: messenger RNA, 4747 nt
Organism: Cataglyphis hispanica
Lineage: Eukaryota; Metazoa; Arthropoda; Insecta; Hymenoptera; Formicidae
Exons: 11
Coding region: 20-3550 (1176 amino acids)
Source: RefSeq, a predicted model, not a curated record